AGAUUCUAUUUCAGAACGUCUGCUGUCGGACACGCUGCAGUCUUCACCAGCAGCUUUAAGAAUAGUGAAACAAAUGCGUCGUUUAAUCCCUCUAUCUGACACCACCGUGCUUUCAAACUUUCCGCUCAGAUCAACAGGUGAAGCGUAUCUGUAGGUGGUUUCAAGGUUUGUGUGACCUCUCCUCCUCCCCUCUGUGACCUCUGAACCCCGGUCGACCAUCUCCCCCCCUCCCCUCCCUGAGGUCAGACGGUGACCCAUGGCGCUGCAGAAGCUCCUGCGUUUCGGGAAACAGUUGCUGAGGGUGAAGGUGGUGGACUGUAACACGGAGGACUCCCAUCUGUGUCGAUGCCUCAACACUUUCGACCUGGUGGCCCUGGGUGUGGGCAGCACGCUGGGCGCUGGCGUCUACGUGCUAGCCGGCGCUGUUGCGCGAGAGAAUUCAGGUCCUGCUAUUGUGCUGUCUUUCCUUAUAGCAGCCUCAGCCUCGGUGUUGGCCGGUCUGUGCUAUGCUGAGUUUGGAGCCCGUGUUCCCAAAACCGGCUCAGCUUAUCUUUACUCCUAUGUGACUGUAGGGGAACUAUGGGCCUUCAUCACCGGAUGGAACCUCAUCCUCUCCUAUAUCAUUGGUACCUCCAGCGUGGCCCGAGCAUGGAGCGCCACCUUCGACGAGUUGGUAGGCAAACGCAUAGAGCAGUUCUGCAGAGAGUACAUGUCCAUGAAUGCACCGGGUAUAUUGGCGCAGUACCCUGACAUGUUUGCUGUCCUCAUCAUAAUCACACUCACAGGUCUGCUGACAUUUGGGGUCAAAGAGUCGGCGAUGGUGAACAAGGUUUUCACGUGCAUCAACAUCCUAGUCUUGUUGUUCAUGGUGGUCUCCGGCUUGGUCAAAGGUACAUUGAAGAACUGGCAGCUGGACCCUGAAGAGAUCCUACAUGCCAAUAAUAGCAAUAACUCCAGCCUCAAUCUUACAGACAUCCUUCCAACCAGAGAGAGUUUAGGAAAGGGCGGCUUCAUGCCGUUUGGUUUCACAGGCGUCCUGUCGGGAGCUGCUACCUGCUUCUACGCCUUCGUCGGAUUUGACUGCAUCGCCACCACAGGUGAAGAGGUGAAGAACCCUCAGAGAGCCAUCCCUAUCGGCAUCGUAUCCUCGCUGCUCAUCUGCUUUGUGGCGUACUUUGGCGUCUCUGCCGCCCUCACCCUCAUGAUGCCGUACUACCUGCUGGACAACAACAGCCCUCUGCCUGUCGCUUUCAACUACGUGGGCUGGGGAGGAGCCAAAUACGCCGUAGCUGUAGGCUCUCUCUGUGCUCUGUCUACUAGCCUGCUGGGUGCUAUGUUCCCCAUGCCCAGCGUGAUCUGGGCUAUGGCCGACGAUGGGCUGCUUUUCAAGUUCAUGGCUGAGAUCAGCUCCCGCACCAAAACCCCGCUAACUGCAACCCUCACCUCCGGCAUAGGGGCAGCUAUCAUGGCGUUUCUGUUUGACCUGAAGGACCUGGUGGACCUGAUGUCAAUAGGGACGCUGCUGGCCUACACGCUAGUGGCCGCCUGUGUCCUGGUGCUCAGGUACCAGCCCGAGCACCCCAGUGUGGUGUAUCAGAUGGCCAAUAUCCAGGAUGAGGUGGAGAUGAGCGACGGCAUCAGCGUCCCCAGUAUGGGCAUCCUGCCUGGUGUGGAGGAGAGGUUCAGCUUCAAGACCCUCCUGUUCCCAGAUAACCCCGAGCCGUCCACGCUGUCAGGCUUCGCUGUCAACAUCUGUACCUCGCUCAUGGGAACGUUGAUCCUGGUGUUCAGUGUGCUGGCAGUGCAGGGAGGCAUGGCUGCGUGGAACAUCGUAGCCCUCAGUGUCAUCUUCAUGGUGUGUCUCUUCCUCACCUUUAUCAUUGGGAGACAGCCUCAAAGCAAGACUAAACUUUCCUUCAAGGUUCCACUGCUACCCUUCAUUCCAGUGAUCAGCAUGUUUGUCAAUGUGUACCUGAUGAUGCAGCUGGACAGAGGCACUUGGAUACGGUUUUCUAUCUGGAUGGCUCUAGGUUUCGUGAUCUACUUCUGCUACGGCAUCCACAACAGCGCCGAGGCCGCUCUGGCCCGCUCGACUCCAGAGACGGAGAUGACGUACAAGCGUGAGUCAGAGGAGUCACCGGAAAAGGAGGCCUUCCUGCACAACGGCAUCGACCUCCUGGAAGACGACGAUGGAGAUUUGUAGGAUGCGUCAGAACAUACCGCGUACAUUUCGACCUCCUCUGACGCCAGUCGGUCUGUGUAAAGAGUACUAACUGGCAGCACUCUUUCACUUUUAGGGGAAAGUAAUGAUAAAUAACUUUGACCUAAAAUUCACAAACCCUGUGACUUUCCCUCUCGACUGCUGGGUAGAAAACUGGUGAUUAAUACUCAAAAGCAGAAGUUCAGUAUUUUGUAAUGAGCUUGUUGCCCCUUUUGCUUGGCCCUGAGCUUCAGCGGCUGGUUAUCGCUAGACUGUGUGAGGGGGGGAGGGCUCACGUUGGGGAAACAUCUCUGUUUCAGGGGAGUUGAGUUGAAGUCUGGGUUACAUUGCUGGCAGUAGGACCGUGUGCACAUGUGUAACAGCUUUCGUCUGUGUGCCAAAAAAGUUCAACAGUAAUGCAUUUUUUUGUUCUGUGAAAACAUAACUACUGUAUAUAUCGCCAUAAUUAAAAAAAAUCAGAUAACACGGUCAUUAUUUAAUACAGAUUGGUACCCUAGCUACAUUCUCUUGAACCUGCCAACUCUUAUGUAAGUGAUGUUGAAAUGCUGCUCUAACGGUCCCCCCUGACCAAUGAGAGUUUGCACAAUACACUGCAACACACUUGUCAAUGAUAUAAUUACCCCUGUUGACCAGCAGAAAAGGAUGGUCGGGCUAAUGGCCGUGCAAACAGCACAAGUGGGCCAGCGGGGAGCUGUAGCAUGAGUCCAGUUUUAGCUCUGAAGGAUUUUAUUGAUACCAUCUGAGGUCCUGGGUUUUUACUUGCAAAAGUGAAAUCCUGGCAUCAUAUUGUGGUUAUACAGUACGGUUCUAACGCAGGCGUAUGUCUUAGCAAGACGCAGUCAUUCUGGCUGCAAAUUAUCAUGCAGAAACUGUAACAAGACAACUGUUGGACAGUUUCUCACUGUGAGAUACAGAGAUUAAAGGAGCAUUUUAAAUUCAAACCAUGUGACUCGUAAUAGUUUAGCUGAUAUCGGAUUUGAAUAAUGACAGAAUAUGCUGUCUUAUUUGGGAUAUUUGCUUGGUAAAUGAAUGGAAUCUGGUUUGUGAAUCCUGGUGAAGACACUGACAGAUGCUGAAUGUCAGUUAAUGUAACUAAAUUAGAUGAUAGUGGACUUUCACAGUGCUGGCUGCUGUGUCUUUUUUUUGCAUCUGUAGCUUGUAAAAUUUAGCUUCUCCUUUCAAAACAUAAUACAGGCUGACUUUUGUUUUUUCUUAAAAAUGUUCAAUUUGGAAGAAUGUAUUUGUUCUCAAUUUAUUUUACGCCUUUUCUCACGUUUCUCAAUGUCUUUUUAUUACCCACGGUCAUUUCCAGACUGUUCAAGUUAAUAUUUACAAUUAAGUGAAAGAUUAUGAAGACUUUGAUCACGUAGAGUUUCGCCAAACUUGUACAUUUAUUUACAGCAUUUUUUUUUGUUUGUUAUUAAAAUAUAUAAUGCUUUUAGAUACGUUUUCUCUUUUCACAAACAUAAAAAGAGUACGCCACUGAUGGAGCAUUCUUCUCCCUUGUCAAAACCUGGCCUACAUUACCCACAGUGCAACUCCGACAGUUCAGUUGGAGAUUCAGGUGUGUUAUGCUAGUAGCUUAUGUAGCCUUGAGCCGCUGGCGUAAAGCAAAGAUGAGGAAUGGGCUAAAGAGGUCUGGUUAUCUAACUUUCUUCUAUUUUUCACCCUCAGAUUUAUUUCAUUUUCAAACUUCUUCAGACCCAACCGACGUUGACUCAAGUGACAUCACGUGAGGCAAUUUAUCAGAGUUAUACAACUUUGUACACAGUAGUAUUCCCCAAGACCUGUAAACAGACUGUUGUGUGUAAUAAUAGUGGAGUUCCCCUUUAAUGAAUAUUCAUCAUUUAAAUGCAGACUCUGCAUCAAUAGUUCUAUCAUGUUCUCACUAGGUUUUAACCCUUAAGUGCGUUCACUGUGGUUUCGUGAGUCCUUUACGACAAAGUAGCUGUCUAUAAGUAUAGUCUAUAAUCAACAUUGUGUAUAUAAGAUAUUGUUUAUAUUUCUUGCAGUAAAUUAUUUGUAAAUCGGAGAAGGGCUUUUGUUAUGUUGCCCUAUUUGUGUCCGACAUUGUGUUUCUUAUAUUGUGUUUACAUGAUCAGUGCAACUCACUUUAACCUCAGGGUUGGCAAAAUCACUGCCUUCACCUUCUUUUGUUAUAACCAUUGAUGCCUUAUUAACAAAAACAGUGCAGUUGUAACACUACAAUAUGGGAUAUUGGCAUGACGGUGGCAGAAACAAGUUAUUUGGGGUCAUAGUGUAAUAAUAAUGUGAAGUCACAUUCAAGCAUCACUUUUGUCAACCGUGCAUGACUGACUUUUCCAAGGGCUUUAGUUAUUGGUGUACUUAACACGUUAAUAUACCUUGUUGACGAAGCAAUCAUGCUGAAAUUCAGCAAUAUCUUCUUUUUUUUGAUAAUUUUAUUACAAACGUGCAGUUUCACAGAUCGUCAAAACACAUGUCAAAUCCCAUUUCCCAUAAUUUUUUAUGUUUCAAAGAAAUGUACUUUUGCACAGUACAACAAUAUUAUAACAGCAAUUCAACUGAUCCAUGUUUUAACUUACAGUCUCUUUGUUAGUUUUGAAUAUACAAAGGGAUUCAUUUGUAUUUCAAAAUCUAGUACUUGUUUUUUCUUCAUGUCAUGCCAAACCUCAGUGUUUACUUCUAAAAGAAGUACUAUAUGUCCAUACACAUGGAUAAAUAGAUAAAAGAAGGAGCUUCUUUCUCCUUUGAUGCUGCUUUAAACCCAUGCUGACCUUCCCUUUACAUAAUGCGUGUCACAUAAUAAGGCUUUUGAUGUUUCAAAUCCAUCACCAGUGUUGAUGACCGGCUGCUUCGUGUUUAUGUCGUUUUGCAGUGAUCUCAUCUCUCUCACUUUCCCCUUUUCUUUUUGCUUGCCUUUUCCGUGGUCGUUGUUGGCUUCCAGUGUGUUUGAAAACUGUGUAAAUGUUGAAAAAGCAUAAAAACAGUCUGUAUGUUUGGGUCUCAUCAAACGGUUUCUCAUUUUGUUAUUCAUCACUGGCUUCAUUAGCUUUUUUAUGGAGCUUUCAAUCGCAUCUCACAGCCUUCUUCAACUGUCAGUGUAUUAAUGCCAACAACAUGGACCAGAAAGUGGUCAAAGUCCCAUACCCCAUCCGCUGAGGAAGACCAUGAGAUGAGAGAUGAGAGAAAUCUCCAGAAAAGGCUUUUUGUCAAAGUGCAUUCUGGUGUUGUAUAUAUUUUCAGGUAUGCACCUGCAGCCUAUAUUUACAUGUGAUGGCUUCCAGAUCUUACAAUGUUAAACAACUGCCUGGCUGUUCCUAACAAAGAAAAAAAGAGAAAUUGUCAUUUAUUGUUAUAUAAUAUAAAUAUUAUAUAUAUUUUUGGGAUUGGGAAUUUCUUUGCUUUGGCACCAUCUACUGGUAGUAUCAGGACCGACCUGACCCAGGAAUACUGAGAAUGAGGGUCUGAAAGCAACAAAAACUUCACAAAAAAAUCCCACACUAAACUUUAACACCAGUGUCAUGUGACAUGUAGGUUAAAUAGCAGACAUUCGUUCCUAUCAGUUAAGAAUGCCUGUAUUGUUUUUGCUUGUCUCCUUGUCCUUCUUUUUGUUAAACUCUGUGUAUGUUCCUGUAAAUAAAUCAAGCUUUUCAACAUCCA
Sebastes umbrosus (honeycomb rockfish) is the source of this 5863-nucleotide messenger RNA. It is a transcript of the gene slc7a1a, whose product is annotated as solute carrier family 7 member 1a. Gene Ontology annotation, cellular component: plasma membrane. The coding region runs from base 257 to 2203 and encodes 648 amino acids. Gene Ontology annotation, molecular function: amino acid transmembrane transporter activity. The record is from RefSeq and is a predicted model, not a curated record. Gene Ontology annotation, biological process: amino acid transport; transmembrane transport. The transcript has 13 exons. Lineage: Eukaryota; Metazoa; Chordata; Actinopteri; Perciformes; Sebastidae.